Cuscuta campestris is the source of this 1252-nucleotide messenger RNA. Lineage: Eukaryota; Viridiplantae; Streptophyta; Magnoliopsida; Solanales; Convolvulaceae. The record is from the annotation of a GenBank genome assembly.
GAAAUAUUUUUCCUAUUAUACCCCCUUUCCAAUUUUUGGCAUAGUAACACAUUGUGGACCAACUCUGUGCCUUCUAUGAAGGCUCCCUGGUUCAGGUUUAUGAUUGUUGGCAGAACCUUCUUUAGCCUUCCACAAAUGAUCUUGGCUAUGAUUUUGUACAAGACUGUACAACAAGCUAUAGGUUUGAGAUCAUUAGGGCUGAUAGGGGACAACAGUGAUAUUGGUGGCAUUAAUUUGUUUUACUGUAUCAUCCAUAUGAAAGAAAUGCAGAAUGGCCUUAGUUAUCAGUGGUCCCACUUUUGUCCACUGAUUCUUGAAGAAUCCACUGCUAUACCCAUAUGGACCAUGACUUUUAUGAUUGGGGAGUCCCUUACCCAUAUUUCCAAUUUCAGUAUUAAGAUCCUCUGUCUCCUCACUAGUCCCCAGCUGUUUUUGGAAAUGCUCCAUAAGAAUUUUGACCACUUCAUCUUUUCCUUUCAUCUUAUGUCCGGAAGAAUUGAGGGCUCUGCCUUGGCUUGGUUUAAUUGGCGUAUGCGUGGUGGCUUAAUUGAUGGUUGGGAGGAUUUUGUUGAAAAGUUCAAGAUUCGAUUUGCUCCGUUACAUGCUUUGGAUUCUAUUUCUUUUGAGAAGACAUCAGAAAAGGCUAGAGACACAUUUGUCCACAUGAUGGAAGAUGACACCAUCCUCCCCGACCCGACUAUGGAGGACAUAGACGAGUCAAAAGAAUCAAGUGUCAGGUCUCAUAUCAAAGAGGGCGAUUAUAACGGGUCUAACAUCAUUGGUGAUGAUGGUGGUGCUCUUGAUGAAGAUUAUGAUGCCAAUAUUUUGAGUGACGAGCCAUUAAACAACUCAUAUUCUACACCUCGUGAAUUAUUUUUACCACUAAAUGCCUCAGUUGGGAUGGCGAUUGCAGGGUAUGAAUUUCUAGCAAAUCUCGAGAAGGUGGCAGAUGCAGAUAAGAAGCAAGUGGACAACCUCAUUUCUUUUGAUGACACCAUUAAAUUGCUUGACCUUGUCAAUGUGGUCAAGACGGAGCACCUGGUUUCCCCAAGAGCAACUACAUAUGUUAUGUGCCCCGUCUCUUUUUUCCACCACUUUGCUACAAGAGCCAAUCUGGUUGAAGAUUCAAAGAGUGGACUGCUCCUUUGGUUCAACAUCUUGUCUCCGAUCUUAAAGCACAAGUGGGAGCCUCCACCUUGAGGACAAGGUGGAUUUUAAGGAGGUGGGAAUGAUACAGAUAGUUAAUUAGAAU